CGCAACUUCCCCUCCGACAAACCACAGCAUCCUGUAUUGCUUUGAUGAUGGCAUCGACUAGUUAUACUGGCACGAACCAUGGACUCCAGGUUGGAAACAACCAAGGUUCGAUUACGGCAGAAUUUAAUCUUUCGUCGCAUACCACCGAGGACAUUGAUAGAUUUUGCCUCCGCGAUCUACGUUGCCCCGACUCACGGGUUGUAAAAAAUCGCUUGAAAGAAAAUAAGGACAAGUUAAUUCCCCAGUCAAUCAAAUGGAUUCUUCAAGAUCCGCAGUAUAAGAAAUGGCAAAAUGGGGACGAUGUCUCUUUGCUCUGGAUCAAGGGUGGAGCUGGCAAAGGUAAGACCAUGAUUUCGAUUGGUCUUAUGGAGGAGAUCUCUCGGGCACAACACGAAUCUACUCUGGUGACUUAUUUCUUCUGCCAAAAUGCCGACAAUGACCUCAACACCCUUGAAGCAAUCAUUAAGGGUGUGAUUCUGCAAGUAGUGAGCCAGGAAAUCAGGCUCAAGGAAUCCCUGCGACGCCGCUGGGAUACUGAGAAAGAUUGUUUUAAUGAGGACGUUACAUCAUGGCGAACUCUAUGGAACAUCCUUUUGGAGAUGUUAGACCGGUGUAACUGCUCGAGGGUAUACGUGAUUGUGGAUGCACUUGAUGAAUGCCAGGAUGCUGGCAUGGCUGACUUCUUGAACCUCAUGGUCCGAACUGGACUGGACCAUCCCGCCAAAAUAAAAUGGCUCUUGACAAGUCGACCAUUCGACAAUGCAGAGCGGGUAUUGUUGGCUGGACAUGACCAGGUGCAAGUCAGCCUAGAGCUCAACUCGAAAGAAGUUUCUGAAUCUGUAAAGGCUUAUAUCGCUCAUAAAGUGGAUGAGCUCAGUCUGCGCCACAGAUAUGGAGAAAAACUAAAGACAGAGGUAGAAACUGAGCUUACUGAAAAGGCUGAGGGCACCUUUUUAUGGGUGAGCUUGGUAUGCAAGAGACUCGAGAAUGUCUGCCGAGAUGAGGUCUUGACCACUAUUCAAAACUUGCCGCCGGGUCUGCAUCCUCUCUACGAUCGGAUAUUGAAUCAACUCAGCCAGGGCGAAGCAGAUGAUGUACAGAAAUGCAUGCGAUUGCUUAAGUUGAUGGUGUUGGCAUACCGACCCCUGAAGGUGGAGGAAGUUCCUAGUCUGGCUGGCUUGACUGAUGAAAAGGACGAUAUCAAAGCGUUAGUCAGUCGCUGUGUCUCAUUCAUCAGGACGCGGGAAAACAAUAUCGAAUUUAUUCAUCAAUCUGCUCGAGACUACUUGGCUGGGGAAAAUGGUCAACUUAUACUUGACUCGCAUGAACGAUUUGGACAUGAUGACGUUGUUCUUUGUUGUCUAUCCCAUUUAACCAAAUGGCUCAAGGUCAAUCUCGUUGACCUACCCCGACCUAGCUCAGCCAGAAGGUCUUUGAAUUCGCUGGAUGUCAUAAGAAGAAGCGCCUUACUGUCUCGUGUGGACUAUGCAGCUAGCUUCUGGGUGCGACAUCUUAGCAACACGAAGCAAACCAUACUGUUGCAGAGCUGGUUCAGCGGAAAUGGUGCAGUUAAUACAUUCCUCCACACAAAGUUUUUGGAAUGGCUAGAAUGCCUUUGUCUGUUAGACAAGCUACCACGGGCCCACGAAGCAUUGAAAACACUGGCAAAUAUAGCAAAGAACAGUCCUUUGGUAUUGGCACUCGUGCAUGAUGCUACACAGUUUUUGUUACAUCAUUACCACACUCUAGUAAAUUGGCCAUUGCAGAUAUAUAGCUCUGCGGUCAUUUUUAGUCCUGAAUCAAGCAUUAUAAGGAGGGAAUACAAAGACAAAAUUCCCGCAAAGCUAAUAAAAAUGCCUCCCAUGGAAGGCGCCUGGGAGUCUUUGCUCCUAAUACUGGCAGGCCACUCAAAAAGGGUAAAUAUCGUGGCCUUUUCACCAGACGGCAAGCAGAUUGCAUCAGGCUCUGAUGACAUGACUGUCAAGCUUUGGGAUGCCACCAGAGGACACGUUAAGAAGACCCUUGCAGGCCACUCUGGUUCGAUCAAAACCGUGGCCUUUUCACUAGACGGUAAGCGGAUUGCAUCUGGCUCCGCUGGAGCCACCGCUGGAGCCAUCAAGCUUUGGGAUGCCACCGCAGUUGACCUCCAGAAGCCUCUGGUUGACUACUCUAUUAGGUCCAAGGCAGUGACCUUAUCACCAGACGGCAAGCAGAUCGCAACAGUCUUUUGGGAUACCAUCAAGCUUUGGGACGCCGCCACAGGUGACCUUCAGAGGACACUGACAGGCCGUUCAAAAUGGAUCAAUACCGUGGCCUUUUCACCAGACGGCAAGCAGGUUGCAUCUAUCUCCGCGGACACCGUCAAGCAGUUUGUAUCUGGCUCUGCGGGCACCGUCAAUCUUUGGAAUGCCACCACAGGUGAACUUCUGAAGACAUUAGAAGGCUACUCAACACAAACCGUGGCUUUCUCACCCAACGGCAAGCAGAUCGCAUUAGGCUCUGCUGACAUGACCAUCAGGCUUUGGGACAUUUCUAUAGGUGAUCUUCAGAAGUCACCGGUAGGUCCGGUGGGUCACUCAGACUCGGUCAGGACUGUGGUCUUCUCACCAGACGGCAAGCAGAUUGCAUCAAUUGCAUCAGGGUCUGAUGACAAAACCAUCAUGCUUUGGGACGCCGCCACAGGCGACCUCCAGAAGACAUUAGGUCACUCUAAAAUGAUCAAUACCGUGGUCUUUUCACCAGACGGCAAGCAGAUUGCAUCAGGGUCUGCUGAGAAAUCCAUCAUGCUUUGGGACACCGCCACAGGUGACCUUCAGACGACACUGGCAGGCCAUUCUCAAUCGAUCCGUGUCGUGGCCUUUUCACCAGAUGGCAAGCAGAUCGCAUCUGCCUCCGAUGACGGCAGGAUCAAGCUUUGGGAUGCCGCCACGGGUGACCUUCAGACGACACUGGCAGGCCAUUCUCAAUCGAUCCGUGUCGUGGCCUUUUCACCAGAUGGCAAGCAGAUCGCAUCUGCCUCCGAUGACGGCAGGAUCAAGCUUUGGGAUGCCGCCACGGGUGACCUUCAGACGACACUGGCAGGCCAUUCACAAUGGAUCAUUACCGUGGCAUUUUCAUCAGACGGCAAGCAGAUUGCAUCAAGCUCUGCUGAUAUGACCGUCAGGCUUUGGGACAUUGCCAAAUAUAUGAAAAACUCAAAAUAUCUUGGACACACUUUUGUUGGUCGUUUCAAGUUCCGAUCCUGGAAGGAGUUUGAGACACCGGAGCCAGUAUAUGCCAUAAAAUUCUCAUCAGGUAAUCGAUACCUUGCGACAGACAUAGGACCAAUAAUGCUGGAGAACACCCCUGCAGACAGGAAAGACACGGAUUGUGAUUCAUCAAAGGAUCUAUACGUCAGAAAUCAGUGGAUAUGCUAUAGAGGGAUGCCCUUUUUCCGGCUACCAUCAGGUUUCCAGCCAAAUUGUCAUGAUGCGCAACAUGAUCAACUGACUAUUGGAUUUCAAAAUGGUCAAGUUUUGAGCUUUGACAUUGAUCGACGUAGCUUGCUGUCAAUACUGAGGGGUGUGACGAUCUAGCAAGCCACACAGGUGGGAAUCCGGUAGAGAUGGGAGUUAGGAUAGAUGACAGAUUGACAGCUGGGGGUUGUGUCAUGUUAGAUACGGGUUGUCAACGCCCGAAUGUUGUCACACAUUUCCCACAGUGCUGGAGAAGCUGCUCGAUAA
Messenger RNA from Penicillium brasilianum, 3722 nucleotides. The record is from the annotation of a GenBank genome assembly. NCBI's taxonomy places the organism in Eukaryota, Fungi, Ascomycota, Eurotiomycetes, Eurotiales, Aspergillaceae.